CGCACACCCCUCCUCCCCUAGAGGAGCGAGCGAACAGGCGGCGCGGCGGCGGCGGUGGCGGCGCAGCGAGAGGGUCCCGGAGCCCAGAGCGGCCUCCGCCACGCACCCGCCCCCGGGCGGGGACCCCGAGCGCGGGGAUGGAGCCGGCCAAGGAUUGAAGACUAAGCUUUGAUCUAUGUCCCAGCUGUUCCCAACUGCCUGCAAGGAAUUCAUGAUCACAUGACCCUGGAUAUGGAUGUCGUCUUGUCGGAUUUUGUUCGCUCAACGGGGGCAGAGCCAGGACUUGCCAGAGACCUACUUGAAGGUAAAAACUGGGAUGUGAAUGCAGCACUAAGUGACUUUGAACAGCUGAGGCAAGUGCAUGCUGGGAACCUGCCGCAUUCCUUCAAUGAAGGGCGCAACUUUAAAUCCUUGGAAAAAGAAGCUCCUCGACCGGUGAGGCCACCGCUCCAGCGGCAAGAUGACAUUGUUCAAGAGAAACGUCUGUCUCGGGGCAUUUCCCAUGCUAGCUCCACCAUUGUCUCUUUGGCCCGCUCCCACGUCUCCAGCAAUGGUAGCAGUGAACAUCUGUUGGAGAUGCCCAUUUGCACUUUCCAGUUACCCGAUCUCACUGUGUACACAGAAGAAUUUCGCAGUUUCAUUGAGCGAGAUCUCAUUGAGCAGUCUAUGCUGGUAGCAUUGGAACAGGCUGGUCGCCUGAACUGGUGGGCUAACGUUGAUCCCAGCUGCCAAAGGCUACUUCCUUUGGCGACGACAGGCGACGGAAACUGCCUGCUUCAUGCUGCCUCCCUCGGCAUGUGGGGUUUCCACGAUAGAGAUCUCAUGCUUCGCAAAUCGCUUUAUACCUUAAUGGAUAAAGGUGUGGAAAGGGAAGCUCUCAAGCGGAGGUGGCGGUGGCAGCAAACACAGCAGAACAAAGAGUCUGGCCUUGUUUACACAGAAGAGGAGUGGCAAAAGGAAUGGAAUGAACUAAUCAAGCUUGCAUCCAGUGAGCCCCGCAUGCAUUAUGGUACAAACAGCGGCAGCUGUGGAGGUGUUGACAGCUCUGAAGAGCCAGUGUACGAGAGCCUGGAGGAGUUCCAUGUCUUUGUUCUUGCCCAUGUGCUAAAGAGGCCUAUUGUAGUAGUGGCAGACACUAUGCUGCGAGACUCUGGAGGAGAAGCAUUUGCCCCUAUACCGUUUGGAGGCAUCUAUCUGCCCCUGGAGGUUCCAGCCAACAAAUGUCAUCGCUCUCCUUUGGUAUUGGCAUAUGAUCAAGCCCAUUUUUCUGCACUAGUAUCCAUGGAGCAGAAGGAACCCAUAAAAAAUCAAGCAGUGAUCCCUCUGACUGACUCUGAACACAAACUGCUUCCCGUGCACUUCGCUGUGGAUCCUGGGAAAGAAUGGGAGUGGGACAGAGAUGACACUGAUAAUGUCAAACUAGCAAGUGUGACAUUAUCGUUGGAAGCAAAACUACAUUUGCUGCACAGUUACAUGAAUGUUAAGUGGAUCACCUUGCCGUGUGAAAUGCAGGCCCCUCUAGCCCAGCCAGAAUCCCCUACUGCUUCCGCUGGAGAUGAUGCCCGCUCAGCUGCGGAAUCUGGGGAGUCAGACAAGGAAUCUGUCUGCAGUAGUACCACCAGCAAUGGUGGCAGUAAGAGCAGCAAAGACAAGGAGAAAGAGAAGCCAAAGAGAGACCGAGAGAAGGACAAAGACAAGGAAAAAGAGAAGAAACGGGCCGACUCGGUUGCUAAUAAGCUGGGCAGCUUUGGCAAGACUUUGGGAAGUAAGCUAAAAAAGAACAUGGGUGGCUUGAUGCACAGUAAAACUGUCAAAGGAGGAGUGAGCAAUGGGCAGGGGGAAACCUUGGAGAAGAAGAAGAAAGGAUCUUUAAAGACGAGGAAAGGCAGCAAAGAAGAAACUUCCCAAGGGGAUUUGUCAGCCUCUGCUGAGAAAACCUGCCCAGGCCAAGUGAGCACAGAGAAGCAGUCGGAUCCCUAUAAAUACAGCAACGACGUGAAGCUUAGCCUGAGCAUCCUGCGAGCCGCCAUGCAGGGCGAGCGGAAGUUUAUCUUCGCUGGCCACCUCAAGACCAGCAACCGGCACCAGUACCAGGAAGAGAUGAUCCAGAGGUACCUUUCUGAUGCCGAGGAGCGCUUCUUGGCUGAGCAGAAGCAAAAGGAGGUAGAGAAGAAGGCCUUUGCGAACGGCACUGCUGCCAAGAAGCUGGAGCCAGAGGCUAAUCUUCACAAAAGCGAGGAUGUGCUACUGAAUCCAUCCUACCCCCAGUUGCCUCCUAGUUACAGCAUUCAGACCUCGGAGCAUGUCAUAGGAGCUAAAAUGACAGCUUUUCCUUCCAGCUACUCAGGGGUCUUUACCAUUCCCCGGCCUGCUGUGGUCAACUGUGUAGAAGGCGCACAUCCCCCCAGCUAUCAAGAUACCAGGAGGCAGGUAGCAGGUGGGUCCUGCAGCAGCCUUCCUCCCUAUGCUACCUUACCCAGACAUUGCACUCAGGGGCGGCCUCACCCAUACCAAACUAGCCCUUCCCACCUGGGACGGUUCUCCCCAACAGAGAUGGAUGUACCCCCAAAUUACCCGGUCGAGUGCGACGGCCCUUCCUGCGUGCCCCCCCACAGCAAUGGCUACAGGGAAUCCCUAGAGCAGGACAGCUUGCAAAAGGGAGCAAACGGGGACAAAAGCAAAAGCCGAAUACUUUAUAACGUUCAGCAGACGAAAUGCAAGCAGCCGAACUGCAGUUUUUACGGGCAUCCAGAAACUGGGAAUUUCUGCUCCUGCUGUUACAAAGAGGAACUGAAACGCAAAGAAAGGGAACGAGAAGCACUAAUACAUAGGUUCUGAAGAGUCUGGCUAGCGCUGACAUUUGGACCCAUGAAGUAUGGGGAAUGCAAUAAUUUUCCAUGCUCCUCUCUCCCUCUUCAUAGGAGGGUGGGGAUGGCUAGCUGGGGUAACAGAUGUGAUUCCACUCCAGUGUUCUAGUGGUGAUCCAUUUAAAUAGAGCGGGGGAGAACAAAACUUUCCUUCCAGGAGAGAGGGGGAUGCUAUCACCGGUUUCUUCUGGCAAAGGGUGACUAAGAUUAGCAAGCCCCUGUAGGAGGCAUGCUUGAGUCAGAGCACAUGGUGAAGCAGGGAAUAAGACACCAGGUUCUUAAAAUGAUCAAAUCAACAAGACCAAAGCUUUAAGUGAAGGCACGUGGAGAAUACCGUGACUGUGUCCUUUUUAGUUGGAUUCCAACUUAAACUAAUUUAAAAUAGCUUUUCAGAGGAGUUAGCAAAACAGCCCAGCAAUUUUAGUUUAAAUAUCAUGGACCUUUUUAACAAGAGAUUUUAACAUUGUUUUUAUGCUUUGCUGGUACUGAAAAGAAUUUAAAGUUGGAACUGGACGGUUUCAGUGUAGUGGCUCUGAAGGGGGCCCUCACCUCCAGACCCAUCUCCAUCCUAUGUCUUCUGAGCGUGCCUCUUACCAGCAGGCUCAGGGCUCUACCCGUUAGAUGGGCUUGACUAUAUUUUUUUAAAUUUUAUUUUUAAACUUUUUGUGGGGGUGGGAGGGCUGCAAUACCGAGUGUUUGCAUUUUCUUACAGAAGUACUGUGCAAAAUGAUUCUGUUAGGGAUACAGUCAAACCUACUUAGUAAGAAUCAAUAAGAAAAUGAAGUCGGUGUCUCCACCGAGCAAUAACCAUCAGUGCGGAGAAGUAGAAGUGGAAAGGAUGCAUCAAGCACCCUGCAGCACUGGAAACUAAAUCUAUACCAGUUUGCUGCUAUUUUUACACACAUGCACUCUCUCUCUCUCUCUCUCUCUCUCUCUCUCUAACUUGAUUUUUUCUAUUUGAGCAAAUUAUUUCCAUACUACCUCUGUUGUGCUGAAUAGCGUUAAUUUGGCUCUGUUUUGUUGAGCCAUAGCUGACAUUUGAACAAUGGGUAAUAAAGAUAUUUUUUUGAUAACCGGGCUAAAGGAACUGUAAUAAGUACAGCAUAGCUAUUACAUAAUUUUAAACACACUUUUAUUACGUGGUCCACAACUUUCCCUCCCUGAGUCCCCUGCAGCAUUAGUGUGGACGGGACCUUUAUGUCCACGUUAUUUUGCGGGUAGGCAGAACUUUAGCACUGCAGUGUUUGCACAGACAUUUGUAAAGAUAGACCCCAAACUGGAGCAGUCCUCAUUCCAGUUUUGUACAGAGCAGGAGUAAACAUUUGAAAUAAAAUUUGAAUCGUAAUGAUAAAUUAAAAGCUUUACAACAUUCCCUUUUCGUUUAAGAAGGCAUAACUAUGCAAUUUUCCAUUUUAAGUCUGCCCAUUGUCCUUAACUUGGGGGAGGGAAGGCUCAGCAAAGAAAGUGAAAGUAUACUUGUACUGGAAAAUGACCUUCGGGCCUUAUUCUCUUUUACCCAGGCUGUGUCUGAACACUCAAAUUGCACCAGUUUAAUGCAAGUGUGUUUUUAAAUGACUGAUGCCUUGUCUAUAGGGAAAAGUUGUACCAGUUUAACUAAAGGUGUGCUUUUAAAAUGGACAGACUCUUUUCCCAUUAGGAAUCAACUUAAGCUAAACCAAAAGAAGCUGCUCUUAAACCAAAAGAAGUGUCCACAAAAGGAGUUUGCACUGGCGUAACUUAACUGAUUUAUUAAACCAGUGUAACUUUCUUGCGUAGAUAAGGUUUUAUUUAAAAUGGUGCUAACCCCCUGUGGAUAUUAUUUUGGCUGGAAUGCCUUAUUUCUGUUUAGCUUAAACUUCUUUCUAAUUGACUGAAGCUAGAAGUCAGGUGACUAGUGACAUGAGUGUCCACUCGGCCUCUUCCACUGGUUUCACUAAAUUGAUUUUAAAUCACACCUUUAAUUAAACUGGUGCUGCUUUGUGUUUAGACAAUCAGAAGCCCCUGUACACAGCUGUGGCAGUGUAAAGGGUCCCACAAGUACGGUAACUAUAAUUGACAGAUACCACUUUAUACUGCCAGAGUGGUAGAUCCAAGUCUGAGUGUAACAGAAUAAUGCCCCAGGUGUUUAGUUUGAGUGUUAUAUUCUCAUUGUGUUUCCUGGCUGUUUUUCUUUCCCAGGAACCAAAACAACAGCUCCAUAUUUGCUACGCUGAUAAAAUAUCAGCCUUCGGACUUAUUUCCUUUUCUAAAAGGGGAUCUGUCUCCCGUUCUGGGCUGAUUCCAGUAUGCUAUCAGCAUUGUUCCAUCCAGACCAAACUGAUGAAAGAACAAUGACUGUUCUCCCUGCUGUCAGGUAAAUGAGUCUGCAGCAUGCUUCAUGAGGGUGAUGUAAGCCAAGGUUUUUCAAAAGUGCCUAGUGAUUUUUGGGCACCCAGCCAAGGCCUCGUUCUCAGAAGCACUUUCUCAGUCAGACCCCUCUAAGGUAUCUGAAGUUGGGCCCCCAAGGCUUGAGAUCCAAAACCACUAGUUGCUUUAGAAAAUCUUAGCUGUACAGAGUAAAUUGAAAUUAACCAACCGGUUUCAGGGCAGCUUCGCUUAUUUUGUAAGCUGACAUCCACACGUAAUACUAGUUAAAAAUAAUAGACUAGCUAGGAAGAUGCAAGUUACAAACACUGAAUCAAUUCACUCUUCUAAAAGGAAUUCAUUUGAAAUCUCUUGAGUUUUUGCUACAAAGAUUCACUGCUCUUACUUUAUUCUCUUUAAAAACAGCUUAGCUGGGUGCUUUAAUUCUCUAGUGGCAGCGCUCACUGACAGUAUAUUCUUAUUAAUGAAGUUUGACUGUAUUGUCCUUUCUCUCCGAAGACUGUUUGAACCCAGCUUGCUGUACUAUGGUGUGAAUGUAAACCUGUACAUAGUGGAUAGGAGUCUGAAAGCGUGAAAGAGAAACACACAAAGUCAGACUCUCAUAUGCCAGGAUCCGAUUGCUCAGUAGUUUGGCAAAGAGACAGUGGAAGUUUAGCAGGUGAAGGGCAAGUUUCCUCAAACAUUUGUUCUCCCAUUUAACCCAGCUCUGCAAUUUUUGCACAAGAAGAACUCCCCUUAACUACCCUGGGAGCUGAGACUGCAGGAUGGGGCCCUGACCACAGGCGGCUGCUGCUGUGUGUCGUCCGUUAUUAGACAGAAGUUUCUGUAGGAUCUUACCCUCGUGGUCAGUUUCUGGCAUUUGCUUGUCUGCCAUUUUUUUAUUGCAGUUUAGGUAUAGUUCAUAGCUUUUUUUAAUCAAAAAAGAAAAAUUUGAACUUCAAACAAAGUUAAGUUUCCAAUUAAAAAAAAAUUUGAAGAGUAUUUUUUCUAUAAACUACAGAGUUUCAACUAUUACCCUGAGCAUAACUGAUUCCAAAGCUUUCCCGCCUUAAUAUGUCAUAAUGAAUUGACUAGAAAGGUAUCUAUUGAAUUUCUGUAGAGCUGCUAGGAUUUUUUCAGGUCAUUUGUUUCCUUGUGGUGUGUGUGUGUGUGUGUGUGUGUGUGUGUGUGUGUGUUUUAAAAAAGGGAUGAUUAAAUAUACAUUUUAUAUUUAUUAAGACAGUAUUAACAGUCAGUUUUCCUUUGCAUAAACAUACUGAAUCGAUUGCCCAUGCAGCAUUAAUCUUCCUGUAGUGGGGCUGAGUAUUUACGGUACUUUAUUUUUUUUUUUAAGGAGACGGGAGUGAGUUGGGAGGGCGGGAGGGAAGAAGAGCAGCAGUGUGGACUCCAAAGCACCUUUGUUUUAAAAUGAGCACCAAAUGCUCCACCCUUCCAAGAACCAAACAGGAGGGGGCUUUUCCGUGUCUGCUGGCCUGGCAGGAUUCCCAUGGAGACUAGUGAGGACAACGCGCACGCACCAGAGGCAGAACAGGCUCCUGGAGAACUUGCAUAAGAGAUGGGAAAAGGGGAGGAUGCCAUUUGAUUUGGUCUUAAAACAAGUGCACUUAGUGGUGCAGUUGGAAGAAACGUUGCUUGCCAUUGGGACCUGGAUAGUCCCGGGCAGCCUCUUAUUCUGCACUGUCCUGGCUCCUGAGAGAUACACUAGAGGCUUUUUUAUAGGUUAAAAUAUUUAAUGAACCAUUAAAGAGCAUUUUAACUGUCCUACACCUUUGUUUUACACUCCAGCUCUGUUGCAGGGAAGGCACCAUAGGAUAUGUCAUUAUAGUAUUUCACCUACUAGACUUUAAUUCUACAAGAUCUGCUGCAUCAUUUGAUUUUAAAGACCAAUUUUUAGAGCCAUGGAUGUGAUUAGCAGGUCUGGAGAAUCUCCAUAGAAGGGUUUAGCGCACAGGCUGGUUUUCAUUAGUCAUAAGUGACCUGAAUUAAUUCUUCAAUUGCUUAUUGAUAAACUUUUUUUUUAAUUUAAUUUAAAUAUUGGGUUGGCAAAUUUUUACUCUAGUUUAAAUGCACUGCUGUAAUGAACACUAGAUGGCGCUUUGUAACCAGUCUUAUUACAUGGUAUACUUUCAUUUAUGCUACCAUAGAUUUCACUGAUCAAUAAAAAGAAAAGUUCAACUAA
Dermochelys coriacea (leatherback sea turtle) is the source of this 7410-nucleotide messenger RNA. It is a transcript of the gene OTUD7B, whose product is annotated as OTU deubiquitinase 7B. Bases 220 to 2838 code for a protein of 872 amino acids. NCBI's taxonomy places the organism in Eukaryota, Metazoa, Chordata, Testudines, Dermochelyidae. The transcript is spliced from 12 exons. The record is from RefSeq and is a predicted model, not a curated record. Gene Ontology annotation, cellular component: cytoplasm; nucleus. Gene Ontology annotation, biological process: protein K11-linked deubiquitination; protein K48-linked deubiquitination; protein K63-linked deubiquitination. Gene Ontology annotation, molecular function: DNA binding; cysteine-type deubiquitinase activity; K63-linked polyubiquitin modification-dependent protein binding.